Messenger RNA from Entelurus aequoreus (snake pipefish), 1363 nucleotides. RefSeq names its product cytosolic 5'-nucleotidase 1A-like. The transcript is spliced from 4 exons. NCBI's taxonomy places the organism in Eukaryota, Metazoa, Chordata, Actinopteri, Syngnathiformes, Syngnathidae. Gene Ontology annotation, biological process: adenosine metabolic process; nucleotide metabolic process. The record is from RefSeq and is a predicted model, not a curated record. Gene Ontology annotation, molecular function: nucleotide binding; 5'-nucleotidase activity; magnesium ion binding. Gene Ontology annotation, cellular component: cytoplasm; cytosol. The coding region runs from base 227 to 847 and encodes 206 amino acids.
GAGGACUGCCCGUUCGUGCUCGGGCAGCAGCUCCGAGACGCGGCGACCCGGGGGGGGGCUGGGGUUUUAAUUUCUCCUCUGCUCCUCCUGUCUUCCGAUGUCCGGACGCUGCUGAGACGGGGCUUCCCCCACAGACGGCCCCUCGAACACCUGGGCAGGUGCGGCGGGAGUGCCCGCUAAUGGAGGUGGGACAGGUGAUGCGGACUUGUUCAUCGAGCGCUUCUGUAUGACGGGAGGAAACAGUCCUAUAGGUUACCUGAAGGCCUACCACACCAACUUGUAUCUUUCUGCUGACUCGGCCAAGGUUCGAGAAGCUCUGGAAGAAGGUAUAGCCGCAGCCACCAUGUUCACUCAAGAGAAAAUGAAGGAAGUAUCAGAGAGUCAGCUUCAAGUUGCCUUUGACGGUGACGCUGUCCUCUUUUCUGAUGAGUCGGAACGCAUUUUUAAAGCCCACGGAUUGGACAAGUUCUUUGAGCACGAGAAGGCACAUGAGAACAAGCCACUGGACCAUGGCCCCCUGAAGGGCUUCUUGGAGGCUUUGGGAAAACUACAGAGGAAGUUUUUUGACAAAGGCCUGCGUAUGGAUUGCCCUAUCCGUACCUACCUGGUGACGGCUCGCAGCGCCGCUAGUUCAGGUACCCGAGCCUUAAAAACUCUGCGUUCCUGGGGCCUGGAAAUAGACGAGGCCCUUUUUCUAGCAGGAGCACCGAAGGGCCCCAUGCUGGAGAAGAUCAGACCACACAUCUUCUUUGAUGAUCAGAUGUUUCACGUGGAAGGUGCGGCCGAGCUUGGCACGGUGGCCUGUCACGUUCCCUACGGUAUUGCUCAAAAAGUUGCUAAGAAAUGACUCCGAGAAGCAGUUUUGAGCACAUCAAGGUAUCAACGUGGGUUGAAAAGGCAAUAACAGUCAGUCAAUUGUGUAUGCUAACAGAAGGUUACAUAAAAAAAUAUUGUAUUUCUUUUUAUAUUUUAACACUUGUAAAUCAUCAUUUUGUCAAUUUGGUGCCUUGUCUCAUAUGUUGUGUUUAAUAUUGGUCUUGCAUGUCAGUGGCAUGUUGUAAAUGUGCUCAAUUACUAUUCAGGUAUUUUUUGAUCGGAAAUGUGGCAUAUUGGUAAAAGGAAAAAAUAUAUCGAAAUGUAACAGAUAUAAUGUUGUAUGGGCAAGCUUCUAACCGAGCUCGUUGUGCCUCCUUUCUUGUUUGGACAUUUAAGAGUGUGGCACAUGUCUUCAGAGAAUAAAAACAAGAGACACUACCAGCUGCAGUUAAUCAUAAUCAUCACUAACAAGAUAAGUUAAUAGGGCAUAUAGCCUUAAGGACAAUAUGGCACUUUCAGAACUUAUUGUUAAUAGUUGAGCCUGUAU